Messenger RNA from Camelina sativa (false flax), 733 nucleotides. NCBI's taxonomy places the organism in Eukaryota, Viridiplantae, Streptophyta, Magnoliopsida, Brassicales, Brassicaceae. The record is from RefSeq and is a predicted model, not a curated record.
AUGCCUCAGCUCAUUGAUCGAUACUUGCAGACCAAUGGAUUGCGACUUCCUGAUCAUCAGGACGACCAGGCGCAAUUGUACCAUGAGAUGGAAGCACUAAGAAGAGAGAUAUGUAACCUUGAGCUCCAUCUGCGUCCAUAUCAAGGACAUGACUUAGCCUCCAUUCCUCCUCAUGAGCUUGACGGACUCGAGCGACAGCUGGAACAUUCUGUCCUCAAAGUCCGUGAGCGUAAGAAUGAGUUGAUGCAGCAACAGUUGGAGAAUCUAAGCAGAAAGAAGCGGAUGUUAGAAGAAGAUAACGAUAACAUGUGCCGUUGGCUACAUGAGCAUCGUGCAGCGAUUGAGUUUCAACAAGCUGGGAUAGAGACCAAACCAGGGGAGUAUGUACAGUUUCUAGAACAGCUUCAGUACUAUAACAAUGAUCAUCAGCAGCAACAACAACAACCAAACAGUCUUCUUCAGCUUGCUACACAGCUUCCUUCAGAGAUUGAUCCAAAUUACCAUCUCCAGCUAGCUCAGCCUAAUCUUCAAAACGAUCCAGCUCCCAAAGAGUGAUUAAUCUAAUUAAUCCUCAAUACAUCUUCUCUUUCUUUCUGGGGACAACUUAAUGAACUUUUAUUAAUUACCCUAUAUUUUGAUGUUAGCCAAUGCCUUCUUUUGUUGUCUGUUUUGUGUGGCCAUAAAACCUUGUUUGAAGUACAAUUUACUUGAGAAGCACAGUGGUCUUUGGUUA